Drosophila kikkawai is the source of this 2474-nucleotide messenger RNA. It is a transcript of the gene Cpr47Ef, whose product is annotated as Cuticular protein 47Ef. Lineage: Eukaryota; Metazoa; Arthropoda; Insecta; Diptera; Drosophilidae. The record is from RefSeq and is a predicted model, not a curated record.
UCGAGGAGCCACAUCAUACGCGGUGGCACAACAGAGUUCCUUCCCAGCAAGGACUUGCGUGGUUUCGUUCGUUUUCGUUUUGUUUUGUGUCAAGGAUUUGUGGCAAGGAUUCUUCUGCAACAAAAACAUUCGGAAUAUUAAAGCAAAAGGGUUACAGAGAUGGCUCCUAAGUGGGCUCUGCUGAUCACGACGCUGGCGCUGACGCAGGCCGCGAAGCUGGAUAACAAAUACCUGCCGCCACCUGCCAGUGCGGCCAGUGCGGGUGGCAGUCCAGGUGCGGGACUGCAGGGGCCAGGAGGUGGCUUCGGUGGAGGCUUUGGCGGCGGUGCUGGCGGCGGAGCGAGAGGAGGCGGCUUCGGCGGCGGACCAGGUGGCGGAGCGGGAGGAGGAGGCUACGGCGGCGGGGGAGGCGGCGGUGCAGGCGGCGGGGCAGGUGGAGCUGGAGGAGGUGGCUUCGGCGGCGGCAAUAACGGCUUGGGUGGCUUUGCCAACGGUCGACCCAUUGCUCCUGGUGGCAGCGCCGCCGGACCAGGCCCUGUUCCCUUUCCCCGACCUAGUGCUCCAACUGGUGGACCUCCCGCCGGCGGACCACCAAUUCCCAUCCUGUCGUUCGUGAACGAGAACGAUGGUGAUGGUAACUACCGCUUCAGCUACGAGACUGGCAAUGGAAUCAAGGCCCAGGAGGAGGGCACCGUGAAAAACAAGGGUUCGGAGAACGAGAUACCUUCUGUGAUGGGUUCCUAUUCCUAUACGAAUCCCGAGGGCGAGCUCGUUGAGAUCAUGUACACGGCGGAUGAGAAUGGCUUUGUCCCUUCUGGCUCUGCUCUUCCAACUCCUCCACCCAUUCCGGAGGCAAUAGCCAAGUCGCUGGCGGCCCAGGGCAUUAACAUUCUGCCAGGAGGUGGCUUCAGUGGCGGUCAUGGAUCUCCUGGAGGACCUGGUGGACCAGGAGGCUUUGGUGGCGGAGGAGGUGGCGGAGGAUCAGGAUACGGAGGCGGUGGCGGUGGAGGACGAGGGGGCGGUCCUGGAGGCCCAGGUGGCCCAGGUGGUCCGGGAGGCUUUGGUGGCGGCGGAAGCGGCGGAGGAGCUGGAUACGGAGGCGGUGGCGGUGGAGGACGAGGCGGCGGGCCAGGAGGUCCAGGUGGUCCAGGAUCUCCAGGAGGACAUGGUGGACCAGGAGGCUUUGGAGGUGGCGGAGGAGCUGGAUACGGAGGUGGCGGAGGACGAGGCGGCGGUCCAGGAGGCCCAGGUGGCCCAGGUGGACCGGGAGGCUUUGGUGGCGGCGGAAGCGGCGGAGGAGCUGGAUACGGAGGUGGCGGAGGACGAGGCGGCGGGCCAGGAGGUCCAGGUGGUCCUGGAUCGCCAGGUGGGCCAGGAGGCUUUGGAGGCGGCGCAGGAGGCGGAGCAGGAGGAGGAGCCGGCGGUGGGGGUGGAUAUGGUGGCGGUGCCGGACGUGGCGGAGCACCAGGCGGACCAGGUGGACCCGGAUCGCCUGGAGGUCCGGGGGGACCAGGUGGCCCAGGAGGAUUUGGUGGCGGCGGAGGAGCAGGCGGUUCAGGCGGUUACGGUGGCGGCGCAGGACGAGGCGGCGCGCCAGGUGGUCCGGGAGGACCGGGAGGUCCCGGCGGUGCAGGGCGUCCCGGAUUCCCUGGUGGCAAUCAGUACGUUCCUCCCCCAGCUGGUGGAGCUCCAGGCGGUCCAGGUGGACCGGGAGGCUUUGGUGGCCCCGGUAGAGGCGGUGCUCCUGGAGGUCCCGGAAGCCCAGGAGGUCCGGGAGGCCCAGGCGGUCCGGGUGGCUAUGGUGCGGGAGGCGGGGCUGGCGGUGCAGGAGGCGGGGCCGGCGGUGCAGGAGGAUACGGCGCAGGUGGCGGCGCAGGCCGAGGCGGGGCGCCAGGUGGUCCCGGAGGUCCAGGUGGCCCAGGAGGCUUUGGUGGUGCCGGAGCAGGAGGUGCUGGCGGAUACGGUGGCGGCGCAGGACGAGGAGGCGCCCCAGGUGCUCCUGGAGGUCCGGGAGGCCCAGGAGGAUUUGGCGGGGCAGGAGGUGCUGGCGGAUAUGGUGGCGGUGCAGGGCGAGGAGGCGCGCCAGGAGGUCCAGGAGGCCCGGGAGGUCCUGGCUCUCCAGGAAGGCCAGGAGGACCCGGAGCACCUGGUGCACCAGGAGCACCAGGAUCACCUGGAUCGCAGUACAUUCCACCAGCGCCAGGAGCACCGGGUGCUGGCCGCGGCAACGGUGAAUUCAACCCUCAGACAGGCUAUAGCUACUAAUCCCAGACGCGAGUCCUAGGAAGCCAACUUCAAAUCUCUCGGAUCGAUGAAAUCUCAGAGCAAUGCAAGCUGCCCAAAAAAUGCUCUUUCUUUUCCCAAAAAAAAAAAACUGGUUAACUUAUUUAUGUAAGCUUCCCUCCUUUUGUUCUACGACAAUGUGUGAGCGUUCUUCUAUCGAAAUAAACGAAUUUUGAAUACAAACCACAAAA